Messenger RNA from Talaromyces marneffei, 216 nucleotides. RefSeq lists its product as uncharacterized. NCBI's taxonomy places the organism in Eukaryota, Fungi, Ascomycota, Eurotiomycetes, Eurotiales, Trichocomaceae. The record is from RefSeq and is a predicted model, not a curated record. The coding region runs from base 1 to 216 and encodes 71 amino acids. The transcript has 2 exons.
AUGACUUUCGUCAGUAAUUUAUACAAGGUUUCUACCUUCUAUGAUCUCACCCGGCCUAACUGUCUCGUCAAUGCCUUGUCGGAGAUUAUAAGCCAAUACGACGCUUACGAAUUAUGGAAGAGGCGUUCUCAUCGCGCUCGUCGUUUUUAUAGUUAUAGUUUUAAUGUGAAUGUUGCUGUAUCAAUGACAUGCUCGGGAAUUCUCCCAAUGAAGUAA